Messenger RNA from Mauremys reevesii (Reeves's turtle), 2364 nucleotides. It is a transcript of the gene NLGN2, whose product is annotated as neuroligin 2. NCBI's taxonomy places the organism in Eukaryota, Metazoa, Chordata, Testudines, Geoemydidae. Gene Ontology annotation, cellular component: cell surface; postsynaptic specialization membrane; synapse. The coding region runs from base 83 to 2221 and encodes 712 amino acids. The transcript has 6 exons. The record is from RefSeq and is a predicted model, not a curated record. Gene Ontology annotation, molecular function: neurexin family protein binding; signaling receptor activity. Gene Ontology annotation, biological process: chemical synaptic transmission; postsynaptic membrane assembly; modulation of chemical synaptic transmission.
GCCCCCCGAGGCCCCCGCCUCCUGGGCCCAGGUGCGCAACGCCACGGCCUUCGCCCCCGUCUGCCCCCAGAACCUGCACGGGAUGCUGCCCGGCAUCAUGCUGCCCGUCUGGUUCACCGACAACCUGGAGGGGGUGGCCGGCUACGUGCAGAACCAGAGCGAGGACUGUCUGUACCUCAACCUCUACGUGCCGGUGGAGGACGGUCCACUCACAAAAAAACGCGACGAAGCCACCGGAAACCGUCCCUCCGGAGACGAAGAUAUCCGGGACAGCGGGAAGAAGCCGGUGAUGCUCUUCCUGCACGGUGGCUCCUACAUGGAGGGGACGGGGAACAUGUUCGACGCCAGCGUCCUGGCCGCCUACGGCAACGUCAUCGUCGUCACCAUGAACUACCGCCUGGGGGUGCUGGGAUUCCUGAGCACCGGGGACCAGUCGGCCAAGGGGAACUACGGGCUUUUGGACCAGAUCCAGGCCCUGCGGUGGCUCAACGAGAACAUCGGGCACUUUGGGGGGGACCCCGAACGCAUCACCAUCUUCGGGUCCGGCGCCGGAGCCUCCUGCGUCAACCUCCUCAUCCUGUCCCACCACUCGGAAGGUCUCUUUCAAAAGGCCAUCGCUCAGAGCGGCACGGCCAUCUCCAGUUGGUCUGUCAACUACCAGCCCCUGAAAUACACCCGCAUGCUGGCCUCCAAGGUGGGCUGUGACCACCUGGACACCAGCGAGACGGUGGAUUGCCUGCGCCGGAAGCCGUACCGGGAGCUGGUCGACCAGGACAUCCAGCCGGCCCGGUACCACAUCGCCUUUGGGCCGGUGGUGGACGGGGACGUGGUGCCGGACGACCCGGAGAUCCUCAUGCAGCAAGGGGAGUUUCUCAACUACGACAUCCUGAUCGGGGUGAACCAGGGCGAGGGGCUGAAGUUCGUGGAGGACUCGAUGGAGAACGAAGACGGGAUUUCGGCCAGUUACUUCGACUUCACCAUCUCCAACUUCGUGGACAACCUCUACGGCUACCCGGAGGGGAAAGACAUCCUGCGGGAGACCAUCAAGUUCAUGUACACGGACUGGGCCGACCGGGACAACGGGGAGAUGCGGCGGAAGACCCUGCUGGCGCUCUUCACCGACCACCAGUGGGUGGCGCCGGCGGUGGCCACGGCCAAGCUCCACGCCGAGUACCAGUCGCCCGUCUACUUCUACACCUUCUACCACCACUGCCAGACCGACACCCGGCCCGAGUGGGCCGACGCCGCCCACGGGGACGAAAUCCCCUACGUCUUCGGGGUGCCCAUGAUCGGCGCCACCGACCUCUUCCCCUGCAACUUCUCCAAGAACGACGUCAUGCUGAGCGCCGUGGUCAUGACCUACUGGACCAACUUCGCCAAGACGGGGGACCCCAACCAGCCGGUGCCCCAGGACACCAAGUUCAUCCACACCAAGCCCAACCGCUUCGAGGAGGUGGUGUGGACCAAGUUCAACACCAAGGACAAGCAGUACCUGCACAUCGGCCUCAAGCCCCGCGUCCGGGACAACUACCGGGCCAACAAGGUGGCUUUCUGGCUGGAGCUGGUGCCUCACCUCCACCACCUCCACGACCCCGUCUACACCUCCACCACCACCCGCGUCCCGCCCUACGGCACCCGCUGGCCCCCCGGCUCCCGGGCGGGGCCCAGCACCACCCGCCGGCCCUUCCCCACCCUGCCGCCGGACGAGGACGAGGCGGACGACCGGCGCCGCUACGCCCCUUUCCCGGGGGACUCGCGGGACUACUCCACCGAGCUGAGCGUCACCGUGGCCGUGGGGGCCUCCUUGCUCUUCCUCAACAUCCUGGCCUUCGCCGCCCUGUACUACAAGCGGGACAAGCGGCACGAGCUGCGGGCGGGCGUCCUGGGCGGCCGGCGCCUCAGCCCCCAGCGCAACGCGGCCAACGACCUGGUGCACGGGGGCCAGGAGGAGGAGCUCAUGUCCCUGCAGCUCAAGCACUCGGAGCACGACGCUCACGACCUGGAGGCGCUGAGACCCCACGAGAUCCUGCGCCCGGCCUGCCCUCCGGACUACACCCUGGCGCUGCGCCGGGCGCCGGACGACGUGCCGCUGAUGACGCCAAACACCAUUACCAUGAUCCCGAGUACCAUUACGGGCAUGCCGGCCCUGCACCCGUUCAACACCUUCCCCACCGGGCACAACAACACCCUGCCCCACCCUCACUCCACCACCCGAGUAUAGCUGCCUCCCCCACCCCAGCCACGGGGAAAUUGGCGGUGACGGGGCAGGGCCCUUCCUCUCUGCCCAGCCGCCCACCCCUGACCACGGGGGCGGGAGGGGUGGGGGGAAAGAAAGGGAGACGCGGCAUCUUUCGUCCGCCACGC